This is a messenger RNA of Chelonoidis abingdonii (Abingdon island giant tortoise), 1763 nucleotides long. Its product is annotated as rho GTPase-activating protein 24-like. Gene Ontology annotation, molecular function: GTPase activator activity. NCBI's taxonomy places the organism in Eukaryota, Metazoa, Chordata, Testudines, Testudinidae. Gene Ontology annotation, biological process: wound healing, spreading of epidermal cells; negative regulation of ruffle assembly; negative regulation of Rac protein signal transduction. The record is from RefSeq and is a predicted model, not a curated record. Gene Ontology annotation, cellular component: focal adhesion.
CAACAUGGAACAUAGGGAGCCUUGUAUUUGUAGAAUACAGACCAGAUAUCCCCUUCCGCCCCAGGUUACUGACAGCCAAGAUUACCACAGCAGAAAAUUUAUCAGAGAAGAAUGCAGCUAGUAAUUCAGACAGCUAUGAAAUGUGCCACCCACAGAUGUCAUUCAUACUACACAGAAAAGAUGGCGGGUAUACAAAAGAGGCGGUGUCUCCUGGGGAUAAGAACAAGCCAGAGCAAUGAGGCCAUGCGCACAGUGGACUGGCACACCAACUUGAGGCGUCACCCAUUCCAUAUCAAAAACAAAAUCAGAGACUGAAACAAGAUCCAGGCUCCAACAAAAUGGACAAUUUCCAAGUAUUUGAAAAGCUUCAAACAGCUGUGGUGAGGAAGACAAGUUACACAGUCCAGGGUGAGGCAAAUGCAUGAAAGCAAGCUCUUCUAUAACAAAAUGGAACAGAUUCUUUUGCAAAGCCAGGAGGGCAUGAGCAAUACUGGUCAGGGAUCCAGGACUGGCUCCCUACGUGAAAUUAUGUUUGAAGAAAACCCGACUUCAAGAUAUUUAACCAGAUCUACCUGCCCAGAAGAUUCCCAAGAAACUAACACAGCCACUUCCUAUGUUUUGGGACUACAGGAAAACUUGGGACGUGGCCCAGGAGACAACAGCAGUGAAGCAUCUCCUACUGCCAAUGACUUCUCAGCAAAUUCAACUUCAGUGCAGCACCAUCUUGUCAGCCUGAAGAAGCAGACGUCCAGGCAGAAGGCAGAGUAUGAAGCUAAAAUUACAAGCCUGGAGCAGCGGAACAAAGAGCUGCAAUCAGAGAUUAAGGAUCUGCAUUCAAAACUGGGUCAGCAACGGAAGUGGUACAGUCUGGUGGAGAUUAAAAUGCGAAACGCAGAGAGGGCACGGGAAGAUGCAGAAGGAAGAAAUGAAAUGCUCCAGAGGGAAAUGGAAGAGUUUUUUGAUACUUUGGGGAAUUAACAAAUGAUGUGAAGAAGACAGAACAAAAACUGUUCAAAAUUUUUAAAGCAAUUAACUAGACCAGUUUGCAAAAAAAGAGUUGAUAUUUGAUUAAAUGGCUACUAUCAUUUCAAUGCAGAAAUUAGAUUCCUAACAGCAAAAUAAGCUUAGUAGUAAAAACUAAACUUCGUUAAACUUUUAAUACAAAUAGGGAAUAUAAUUGCAGUAUCUAAUAAAUCAAGUUAGCAAUGCCUACUAUUAAUUUUCAACAAUGUAAAUCACAUUUUGAAAGUUUUAUGUUAAACAAUAUCAUUUUUUUGCCUGCUCACAUAAAAAUCCUGUAUUUGUUCAAGACAAUCCAAAAACUGCAAUGAGAACAGUACACUAAUAAAAGUCACCUCAGCACGCAGUGGAAGAAAAAAAAAUAUCUUUAUUUGAACCUGUGCGAAGCAGAAAUGAUUAUAUUUCAGUCUGUCCAUUUUCCCAUCCACAAAGUAACUAACCAAAUAGCCUUAUUACAGUUGUACUUCUAAAUGACCAACAUAGUUUCUCCAGUCACUAGAAUCAACACCAAUUAAUGAGCAACAAAAGUCAAUUCAAAUGCAUGUCACAGGAAAAAGUUUAAAAACUUGCAUUUUCCUGAAGCAAACCAGAACAAUAAACAACAUAAUUUAUAUGCUGAACAAUGAGAUAACUUAUAGCCUGUGUUAUGAUUGGAUACAAUCAAUGAAUUAUGUAAUUAAGGCCACUGUUUGCCAGUUCAUACUAAAAGGCAAGACGAAUACAAAAUUGAGUGACUUUUUUUU